Messenger RNA from Zalophus californianus (California sea lion), 4978 nucleotides. It is a transcript of the gene RGMB, whose product is annotated as repulsive guidance molecule BMP co-receptor b. The transcript is spliced from 6 exons. Gene Ontology annotation, cellular component: plasma membrane. The record is from RefSeq and is a predicted model, not a curated record. NCBI's taxonomy places the organism in Eukaryota, Metazoa, Chordata, Mammalia, Carnivora, Otariidae. Bases 393 to 1841 code for a protein of 482 amino acids. Gene Ontology annotation, biological process: BMP signaling pathway. Gene Ontology annotation, molecular function: coreceptor activity.
AUGGAGAGAGCUGAGCCGGGACCUGGAGGCUGGGAUUCUGGGGCGCCGCUACCAGCCACUCCUCGGCGGCGCUGGGAAGGUGGCCGAGAGAUCGCGCUGGCUGGAAGGGCGCAGCCCCUCGCCCGGCGCUCACUCACCAGUCAGGGAGGCGAGAAAGCGGCCCCCGAGGCGGAGCCUCCGUCCUGCCCCCGGGUAUCGCUGCCCCCACCUGGGGGAGAGAGGCGGGCGCCGCGCUGCCCUCCCUCUGCGCCCCCGCCGCGUGGCUUGCGGCUUAUUUUCCCAGCUGGCAAGCGUCGCGCUGCAGACAAGGGAAUGCCUGUGGUCCUGCGUGCUCCAGAACUCGGGGGCCCCCUGAUCCCGUCAAGCCCCUUCCAGGAUCGGAAGGGUUAAGAAUGAUGAGGAAGAAGAGGAAGCGAGGUGCGUCCCACGGUCCAUGCCGCAGCUACAGCCACGAGCCCGACACGGCGCCCGCGCCGCCGCCCUCGCCGGAGCUCACGAGACCUGCAUGGACGGGCAUGGGCUUGAGAGCAGCACCUUCCUGCGCCGCUGCCGCCGCCUCCGCUGCUGCCGCCGGGGCUGAGCAGCGCCGCCGCCCCCAACUCUGCCCGCCGCCCCUGGCGUUGCUGCUGCUGCUGCUGCUCAGCCUCGGGCUGCUCCACGCAGGUGACUGCCAACAGCCAGCCCAGUGUCGAAUCCAGAAAUGUACCACGGACUUUGUGUCUCUGACUUCACACCUGAACUCUGCCGUUGACGGUUUUGACUCGGAGUUUUGCAAGGCUCUGCGCGCCUAUGCUGGCUGCACCCAGCGGACUUCAAAAGCCUGCCGUGGUAACCUGGUGUACCAUUCUGCUGUGCUGGGUAUCAGUGACCUCAUGAGCCAGAGGAACUGUUCUAAGGAUGGACCCACAUCUUCUACCAACCCUGAAGUGACCCAUGACCCUUGUAACUAUCACAGCCACGCAGGAGCCAGAGAACACAGGGGAGGGGAUCUGAACCCUCCUAGUUACCUUUUCUGUGGCUUGUUCGGAGAUCCUCACCUUAGAACUUUCAAGGAUCACUUUCAGACGUGCAAAGUGGAAGGAGCCUGGCCACUCAUAGAUAAUAAUUAUCUUUCAGUUCAAGUGACGAAUGUGCCUGUGGUCCCUGGAUCCAGUGCUACCGCUACAAAUAAGAUAACCAUCAUCUUCAAAGCUCACCGGGAGUGUACAGAGCAGAAAGUGUACCAAGCUGUGACCGAUGACCUGCCGGCGGCCUUUGUGGAUGGCAGCACCAGCGGCGGGGCUGGCGACCCCAGGAGCCUGCUGAUCGUGGAGAGGGAGAGUGGCCGCUCUGUGGAGAUGCACGCCCGCUACAUCGGGACCACGGUGUUCGUGCGGCAGCUGGGCCGCUAUCUGACGCUCGCCAUCCGCAUGCCCGAGGCCCUGGCAAUGUCCUACGAGGAAAGCCAGGACUUGCAGCUGUGUGUCAACGGCUGCCCCCUGAGCGAGCGCAUCGAUGACGGGCAGGGCCAGGUGUCUGCCAUCCUGGGGCCCAGCACGCCUCACACCUCUCUGGCACCAGCCUGGCCGGGCUACACCCUGGAGGCUGCCAGUGCUCAGUGCCACGAGAGGAUGCCCGUGAAGGACAUCUAUUUCCAGUCCUGCGUCUUCGACCUGCUCACCACUGGGGACGCCAACUUCACAGCCGCUGCGCACAGUGCCUUGGGGGACGUGGAGGCUCUGCACCCGCGCCGCGAGCGCUGGCACAUUUUCCCCAGCGGCAGCCAGGGGGUGCCCCACGGAGGCGGCCCCGGGGCUGUCGCUCUCGGACUCCCAUGCUUGAUCCUCGUUGUGUUUUUGUAGGGGGCGUCUUGUGUUUUUUUUAUUUCUUGUCUAUAACAGAAUUUUAAAAUAUAUAUUGUCAUAAUAUAUUGAGUAAGAGAGUAUAUAUAUCUAUAUAUAUGUAUAUACCAUGUAUAUGACAGGGUGUGUGUCCGGGGGCCCCCACCAGAGUGUACAUAUUGUGUUCGACUGUCUUCGUGGAUGUUGGAUGUAGUGUUCUUUGAUUGUAUUGAUUUUUGUUUUGCCGUUUUGUGAAAUAUUUUAUAACGUCCCUGCCUGGGGACCUGUUAGAAAGCACUUUAUUUUUUAUAUAUUAAAUAUUUAUGUGUGUACCUGGUCAGUACGUAUAGUACAUAUACCCAGACACCAGACGCAGCGCUCCCUUCGACGAGGACCAGGGACGGUGUGUGGAGCUGUUCCUGGCCGCUCGAUCCUGCCUCGGCCCCUGGCUACUGAUCUGCCACCCCAGGGGCACAGCUUUCACUCGCCACCUUCUGGGGGCAGCUGCAUCCUUCCUGUGAGGCAGGGGGUGUCCUUAGCCGCCUCCUGCCCUCACUCGAGGUGGACGGACCGCGAACUCCCCCGACAGGUGCUUGGGCUCUUGUGAAACUGCAUCUCGAAGGCACCCUCACCCUCCUCCUCCACAGCUGUCACUUUGUCAGAGGGCAGGGAGAAUAUUACCACAGCUUUAUGAACUAGGAUCGUUUUAUCUGAGCACUUACCGUAUGUGGGGUUGAGGCAGACAAAACUGCUGUUUUGAUCGGUCAGAAGGGUCUAGAGGUGGCAAUUUCACAGAUAAAUACCAGGCGUGUGGCUAGACCCGAGGAGCUCUCAGACUUGCCCUCAUCCCAUGUCCCUGUUGAAACUAUCACACGUUGCUCUUCUAAUUGUGCAAACCCAAGUUCUUAUUCUUAGCCUUCCAGUCCUUGGCUGCUGGCGCUCAGAAACACACUGUUCCCUGUCUCUACCCCCCCCCCAUAAAGCUUCCUUAAUCUCACCUUAUGAACCCAGAGAUUAGGGUUUGUUGGAUCCUUGCUUCAUAUCAAGGCCCAGCUCCCGUCACAAAGUGUGCCACUCUUCCUUGCCCUCCACACCACGGUCUUCCUCACAGUCGCCGAUGUAUCUGUUGCAUGAUGGAAUGAAUAGGGUGUUAGACGACAGGAACGCUUUCCUGGCCCAACCCACUAUGCGACUAAUUGGGUGCUGGUAAAUCCAGACGUUCUCACUAAGCAAUGUUGCUCCCCAGGCGGUCUCUCUCUUUCAUCAGACACUCUCCCUCUUACCAUCUGUAGUAUUAUUUUGUCAGUUGCUCACGUAACUGGUAAAAUUCCUCUAAAGUCUCUCCUUGCCUCGUCCCUUUCACUGUUGCAUCCCCUUGCAAAAGGAAAGCACCACCAACAAAAUGCAAGCACCAUGAGGAAGUGAGUUCUAGGGUAGGUAAAUUUCUCUUCUAUCUAUGUAAAUGUUUGGUACCAAGGAGAAAGGAUACAAUUUGUACCUUACCUAAGUGCAAGGAAAAGUCAAUGAACUUUAAAUACCACAGCAAUUUGGAUCCAGACUGUGCUCAGUUUUAGAUGGCCCCGUAAUUUCUGCCUUUUGCCAUGUCCCAUUGAUUAGGCUUACUGCCAGAGGCCCUGACUGGCAGGAAAAAAGGAUUUCGUUUUGUGAAAUUCUAUUUCUCAGUGAACUGAGCUAUCAUCCGAUCACAGGAUGGAGCUGUGGGUUCGUCUACAGGUGGCAACCCUCCUCUCGUUUUCUGGUGUGAGAAUCAUCAUGGCAAGUCUGGGAAGAUCACAAAGGCAUCCUGCCACUUACUUGAUAAAGAUGUAACACCAGAGAAUUGAAACCUAAACCGGUUAACUUUUUAUAAAAACUGGACUGGAGCCUACCUGCCAUCGUCUCUGAACUGGGGCUGUUUUUGUUCACCUAUGGAACCGUGUGCCAUGUUCAGAAGCUAGAGUUAGCUAGUAACUUCGUUAUGUAAUUGAGUAGAACAAAGGAGGAAAAAUAGAGUACUUAUAACCACUAUUCUUGUGCAAACAGUAUAAAAGUGAAGUAAAAGCAGUAGAAAUUUCUACAGUACCUGGCUUUAGAGUGUAUAUGGUUAAUAGAACCUUUGUCCUUUUCAGGGAAUAGUUGGGGAAAGACACUUAGGCUGUGUGGCCGCAUCAUAGAGCUGGGAAAGCCACUUAAAAGCGUUCUGUAGCACUAGUAUUUGUACCAGUGUAUUUGGCUAUUGUCCCUUUACAAUCAGUGUCCCUGUACCACAUUUACAGUCCCCACAGAUAACUGACAAAUACAGAUGCUUCUCUAGAGAAGGACCAGGUUAUUUUUCCUUUUCUUUUCUAGGACUUCUAGAGAAAAUAGUACUUGUACAUUUUGGUUCUUUAAAUCCUCCUUAGUCCACAGAGAUUCAGGUUAUACCAACAUGUGGAUAGGCUGUAACUAUUCAAAGGUCUCCUGGGGGAGCUUAAAACUUGGGGGAAAACACUGGUUUUCACAGAUGCUCCACAUGGCUGUCUUUAAAAGACUCAGAACAUUUUUUUUUUGUCCUUUUCUUCUCUUUGUUAUGCUUGGAAAUUCCCAGUGUGUCGAGUCUUUGCAAAGAAACCUUUAGAUGUGGUUCAUAGGCAUAUGAAUAAGUAUCUGUGUAAAACAGUGAGUGUGCGGUGUGUAAAUACUUUAAAUUAUUAUGCUAGAAAAAUAAAGUUACAUACCAUGCUGUGGAAUGUCUGUUCUGUGAUUAUAGUGACGCCUGCUGGAAGAGCUGCAGAAGACAGGAGCAGAAGAAAGGGAGCGAGGGUGUGUUUGUGCCAAACCCUUGGCGAUUACUAACAACACAUUGUACAACCUGCCCAUAAACUCACUUAUUUUCUAAACUACAUCUUUCUUGUAGUUUUUCAUUUUUAAGUUUAAAGCAAUUUCAAAUAAAUCAAUGGCUGUGAAACUGGUCCACUGGUAUCAUCCCAAAGGUCUUGUCUUCAGUAAUAGUUUUGGUGACUUGCAGACAUGGGAACUGCACUAUAGUUCUUUUAAGAUAGCGUGGACUGCAACAACUUCCCUCUGGUGGGAAAGACUUGGGGGCACGAUUUUUUUUUUUUUUUUUUUUUUGGCUUUGGGAACUUGUAAAUCUCCUUUUCUCGGGUGUUCUAAAAAGA